AUUUGCUAUUCUCAUAUUGAUUUUCUAUCUAUUUUCCCGGAUCCUGAGCACAAUGACUGACAUUAUCUCGGGCAUUUUUUCAAAAUGUUUUGAACCUGCUUGGAGUUUCUUGACAGCAGAGUCAGGUUACAUUUGCAAGUUUGAAGAUAAUCUUGAGGAAUUGGAGAAUGCUUUGGGGGGUCUUAAAGCAAAAAGAGAUGAUGUGUUAAGCAGAGUUAACGGCGAAGAACGAAAGGGUGGGAUACGGCUAGCUGUAGUGGCGAGAUGGCUUUCAAAAGUCGAAACCAUUGAAACAGAGACCAAUCAGCUGGUUGCUGAAGCUUCCCCUUUAGCGGAACGUUUGUCAACCCAAUGUUUUUGUAACUUACAAAUCAUUUCAGCCUACUCCUGUCGCAAAAAGAUCUCCAAGAAGAUGAUUGAAGUCAGAAAUCUCUCGUUUGAAGAAUGGUAUACAGUGUUCGCAGAAGGAGGAAAGAAAGAACAGAUAAGACAGGAAGCAAAUAGUUCUAUGAUCUAUGCAAGAGGAAUCGAUCUCAGUCAUUCGGAGAAACCAAAAAACUGGACCUGGAGUCUUAUUUCCGAGCCACCAAACGAAGUAUCCAUCGAAGUUGCGAUACUGAACGAAGUUUAUUGGCUAGAUAUAAGAGGAACAUAUACGAGGAAACUGACACCAGAGACAAAUUACGAGGUGGUGUUCAUGGUGAAGUUAGAAAAGACUGCAUCUGGAUGGAGGAAGCCGGUGAACUUGAGUCUAGAGCUUGUCAUGCGCGAUAAGAGAGAGUUUUGGCAGGAGAAGACAUUGUGUUUGCAAGACUACAUAAGUGACGAAUGGGUCGAUAUUAUAGUCGGGGAUUUCGUCGCACCACCAAUGAACGCAUCAGCGGAGAUCUUGUUCAACAUGUAUCAGUAUGACGACACCGUCCGUAAGACCGGGCUUGUGGUUAAAGGGGUUGCCAUACGUGCCGCCGUGAACUAAGAUACAGAAGCAAGAUCUUUCUAUCUCAUUAUUUGGUUCCAGAACAACUUGUUUAUGUUUGGCAAAAGG
Thlaspi arvense is the source of this 1045-nucleotide messenger RNA. Lineage: Eukaryota; Viridiplantae; Streptophyta; Magnoliopsida; Brassicales; Brassicaceae. The record is from the annotation of a GenBank genome assembly.